Molecule: messenger RNA, 1178 nt
Organism: Xenopus laevis (African clawed frog)
Lineage: Eukaryota; Metazoa; Chordata; Amphibia; Anura; Pipidae
Gene: zfp36l2.2.L
Product: zinc finger protein 36, C3H type-like 2, gene 2 L homeolog
Biological process (GO): regulation of mRNA stability; negative regulation of translation; 3'-UTR-mediated mRNA destabilization
Cellular component (GO): cytoplasm; nucleus
Molecular function (GO): metal ion binding; mRNA 3'-UTR AU-rich region binding; mRNA binding
Source: RefSeq, marked provisional
AUUUAUUUUUUAUUCAACUAGAGAAGGGUAAGGUCAUGGAUCUGAAUGGGGAGUCAAAGCUGGCAAUGGAGAUAUCAAAUGACAGUCUGGAUCUCUUUUCUUCAUUCUUUCCCCCACUCUCUCCUCCUGCUGAUCCAGAGACGCCGCUCCUCCCUUCUUUCUCAGCACCUCCAAAGCACUCAGGCCUCUCAUCCCUGCGGUACAAGACAGAACUGUGCACCAGAUAUGCAGAGAGUGGAUUCUGUGCUUACAGGAAUCGCUGCCAGUUUGCCCAUGGUCUUAGUGAGCUCAGGCCUCCAGUUCAGCACCCCAAAUACAAGACCGAACUGUGUCGCUCCUUCCAUGUCCUUGGCACCUGUAACUAUGGCUUGCGUUGCCUGUUUAUACACAGCCCCCAGGAGAGAAGGGAACCCCCAGUCUCACCUGAUACCCCCCGUAUUCCACCACGCAGGCAUACUGGCCCUUAUAGGGAGCGUUGCCGCCUCUGGCGUUCUCCUGGUGGCUGCCCUUAUGGAGCUCGGUGCCACUUUCAGCAUCCAAAAAGUGUCCGUGAGGCUUGCCGUCACUUUGCUGCUCUUGGAGAAUGUCCAUAUGGAGCCCGUUGUCACUUCUCUCAUAGCCCUCCCCUUGACAGGUGGGGUUUAGGAACAAAGAAUAGCAGUGGGUCCCUCUCGCCUUCAGAUCCAGACCUUGACAGUGACCCUGAGACCCCUGUCCUCUCAGAAUCUCCUGCCAACAAUGCCUUCAGUUUUUCAAGCCUCCUCCUACCUCUUGCCUUGUGUCUGCAGAUUCUGGGAGAUGAGGAAGAUUUGCCUACUGCUACUGACCCACUGCCUGGUGAUGAAGAAAUUGCGCAGAGUCUACUCUCUGUUCUUGGUUAACUUUUUACCUUCUUAUGUGACUCUGGCAUAAUGACCCCUCCUCUGGCAUAGAAUUAACAUGCAUAGCAUGUUGUCCCCGUUUUUUUAUCUUUAUUUUAUCUUUGAUGCCAGCAGUGAGAAGCCAGUUUUUAUAUUUACAACUUACAUUGUUCUCUUGUACAUAAGUUUAUUAAUUUAUUACCCACCUGACUGCAGUUAUUUUAAUAUUGGUUAAGCGGCUGGAGGGUUUUGAGACGAGAUGUUUUUAUGUCGGUAAUUAAAGUGUGAUUUUUAUUAAAUCUUGUGUUUUUAAGUGUA